Messenger RNA from Podospora anserina S mat+, 1053 nucleotides. RefSeq lists its product as uncharacterized. The record is from RefSeq and is a predicted model, not a curated record. The transcript has 4 exons. NCBI's taxonomy places the organism in Eukaryota, Fungi, Ascomycota, Sordariomycetes, Sordariales, Podosporaceae. The coding region runs from base 1 to 1053 and encodes 350 amino acids.
AUGGAACUCUCAGCGAGCCAGAAGCUCAACUCACCAGCUGCCGUCCCUGUGACGAAUUUCAUGGCAGGUUCCUGGACGGCCGCCUCGAUAGCUGCUAUCUUUCUCAGUGUUCGCCUCUACACCCGCCUAAGAGCCACACGUCGACUGUUCUGGGAUGACACCGUCCUCAUAUUCGGCACCGUUUUCGUUAUCGCAGCAUCAGCACUGUGGCAAUGGGCAGCACCGAAGUUCUGGUUUAUAUUAGCUGUAGGAUCGGGGACGGCCUUUCCAACAGACCUGCAACAGUUCAUGAAGGAUGUCGAAAUCACCAUGCGGGUCUUUUUUGUCGAACAGGUCUUCUUUUACAGCACAUUGGCUUGUGUGAAGCUCUCGCUUCUCCUUUUCUUUAGGAGGAUUGGUUGGCACAUGACAAAGAUCAGAGUCGCUUGGUGGUCGGUCCUGGGAUUUGUGGUGGCAACAUGGCUUACCUCCAUCGGCGAUUCUCAGUGGGGAUGCUUGGUUGCGAAGGGCUUUGAUAUCAUGGCUCAGUGUACUGAGCCUCCGGCUAUCCAGUAUGCCAACCUAACGCUCAGGAUUAAUUGUGCCUUGGAUGUGUUGUCUGAUGCUGCCGUUUUGUCCAUUCCUGUCAUGUUGAUCUGGGACUCCAAACUUCGGAUGGCCAAAAAGCUGGCCGUCAUUGGACUAUUUUCCCUCACACUUCUCACAAUGUUGGUUGCCAUUCUGAGGGUAGUUGGCAUCAGCUCGGCGACCUGGGCAAAUGGUCAGGUUGAUCCGAGCUAUUCCGGACCAUCAAGCGGAUCAGCCCCGCCCUCGGGAUACAAGGGACAGGAAGACUCUGUCCGCAUGGUGCAGUCAUAUGGUGACGCUCUUGACACGCGUGUUGAUGAGGAGAGCUACGGCAGCUCCCCCAUGGCGUUUGAAAGCCACAGCAUCACCAACCUGAAGCCGGCCGGCAUGAGCCAGCCCGAUCCUGAGGUCGUAGAGUGGCAUCACGUGUCGCCAAUUGCCAGCCCAUACCAACAAAAUGGGGGAUACCAACAAAGAUAUCACUAA